Messenger RNA from Dermacentor silvarum, 2750 nucleotides. It is a transcript of the gene mrj, whose product is annotated as dnaJ homolog subfamily B member 6. NCBI's taxonomy places the organism in Eukaryota, Metazoa, Arthropoda, Arachnida, Ixodida, Ixodidae. The transcript is spliced from 8 exons. The record is from RefSeq and is a predicted model, not a curated record. Bases 224 to 1105 code for a protein of 293 amino acids. Gene Ontology annotation, molecular function: Hsp70 protein binding.
UGGGAUAGGGCAACCUGCCCGCUGUCGGGGUAGUUGGUUCGCUGCGCUCGCCGUUGGCUGUCGUGUCUGCUGCGGGUUGUGCGCUGGUGUGUUGGUCGCGCGUGUGCUUCUGUGCGCGUACUGUUCCUGUGGAUUUAACAGCUGCCAACGUUGGAACAGGUUGAGGCAGCAGGUGGUGUAGUUCCUCCACUUCUGUUCAACCUCAAAAGCAGACGGUUGAGACAUGGUGGACUACUACGCAGUCCUCCUUGUCUCCAGGAGUGCCACCACUGAUGACAUCAAGAAGGCAUAUAGAAAAUUGGCCUUGAAGUGGCAUCCUGACAAAAAUCCUGAAAAGAAGGAAGAAGCUGAGCGGCGAUUCAAGGAAAUCUCUGAAGCUUAUGAAGUUCUUUCAGAUGACAAAAAACGCAAAGUGUACGACCGGUAUGGCAAGGAGGGCCUGAACGGCAGUGCUGGCGGCAUGCGACCAGGUGCCCGCCACAACCACCAUCACUUCAAUGGAUGCAUGGGUGGUGUCGGUGGAUUCUUCGACGAUGGGUUUGCUGCACCAUUCUUCAGCUUCACGUUCCGGGACCCGGAGGACGUAUUCCGAGAGUUCUUUGGCACAGACUCAUUCCACAUGUUUUUUGACAACCCAUACACAGCCGCCAACACCGGUCGUCCGCAGCAGCAUCACCACAACCAAGCCAGGCAUGGACAUUCGCCUCUUCUGAGUCGCCACCGGGCAAAUGUUGAGGGUGGAGGUCGCAGGGCUGCGGCCCGUAACCGUUUCUUGCACGGACAUUCAGCUGCAGCGGUUAACAGGAGAGACGACUUCUUCCCCUUGUCUGGCUUUCCGAUACCAAACCUUGGCUUUCCAGACAUCUUUGGUGGAUUUGAUGGGUUCACAUCAGUAACAACAUCCACAUUCAGCACAGACGUGGGAGCGGUGCGGCCAGGUGUACGCAAGACGACGACAUCUACACGGUUCGUCAAUGGCAAAAAGAUAGAGACCAGAAAGGUCCUGGAGAAUGACGUGGAGACAGUCACUGUGCAUGAGGAUGGUGUCCUAACGAAAAAGACUGUCAAUGGCCAGGUUCAAGCCCUGGGAUAUAAGCACAAGUGAAGAAAACUUUAGUUUGUCGAGCUCUCUUGCUGUCCCUGUGUGGUGCGUCUGUUUAGGAGAAUCUACAUUGGGUCCCUGCCUCAGUGCUGCGCAUUUCCAGUUUCGAAUGACUGGAGAGAGACCGCUUUGGUCGGGGGCAGCAGCAACCGGCGGUUGAAGACAACUCGAAGCUUGAAAGAUGUGUGUCGGACUAUGUGUGUUUGUGUGUGUGUGCAUGCUGUCAGGUUUUCUUCCUCUGUCCUUUUCAUUUGCCCCCCCCCCCCCCCCCUGCCCUUUUUUUCUCUCACAUAUUUGGUUUUUCUUUCUGCUUUUACAAGUACAGAAGCAGUGAAAAUUCUCUAAAAUUAUUAUACACCUUGUGGCUCAUUUCAUGUAGUUAAUUUUGGGGACCAACAUUGCCUUCUUCUUUGUGUGGCCUUGGUUAUCCACUCUGGUAGCAAGUGAAAGAGCUGAUUUUAGGAGUGUGUUCAGGGAAGGGAAGGUGCCAACAAAAAGCACGUCCUGUACGUUGCAGAAGUAGCAGAAGGAAUGCUCUUAGUAUUGGGAAGGUACAUGCUUGACUAAAAAAUUUUCACUGGUGACACACAUUCAGCUGUCUUAGAAGACAUGCCUUGCUUCCUUUAGGGUGCACAAAGCUGUUAAGCAAAUAGGAUUUGUGGUUCAUGCCCCCAUGAAUGUUGCUGAAUCAAGUACUGCUGCAGUCCUUAUGAGCUUGUAAAUGUUUAGGCAGGGCACCUGCAGUGAUCUCAAGGACGUGAUUAUCGUGGCACAAAUGGCUCUUUACAUGAUAGUGAAAAACAGUUGUGCUUGCUACAUUGCAGUUGUGCCUGUUAUGUCUGCAUUAGGCUUCUGCAUGCAUAUCUGGUUUCUAGUCCCUAAUAUCUCCCCAAACUCUUGUAGUACUGAAUUUCGUGCAUGUUCUUAGACAUUGAAGUGGUCAACACAUGUUAGAUUAAUAAUUUUUUUUUUGUCCUCAGUUGGCAUGUAACAAUAAAAUUGCAGCACCUACCACAGUAUCUGCCACUCGGGCCUUUUGUACAUCUGUAAAUCGCUAAACUGUACAUCUGGAAAGACUCACUGCUAUGCUCUGUAGUUGUAGAAUUGGGGCCACUUGCGCUGAAAUUAUUUCAUCCAUGCGUGAAUAAGUGGUCUUGCUAUUUGUUGCACUUUAGGUACUGAAUGGGUGGGCCGGGUACAUUUAAAUCACUUGCUACUUUUAAAAAAAUCUAUUUUAUCUUACUUUGUUACUGCUGUCUUGACUGGUGUGACAUGUGUUGUGUGUGCUGUACAGUCUCCUGUAUUUUUUUUUUUAUGUGAUGCUGUUGUAAGGAUCACCGAUAUGUGUGAAAACAUUCCACACUGCUUUUGUGCAAGUCCUCGUGCGAGCUAUGCCGGAGCUAUCUCUGCUCUGUUUUCCUGAAGUCGGUGAAGCAUUUCUCCUGCAAGCCCUUUGAAACAAAAAAGAGAUGGGGUAGCAUAUUUGUUCAGGAGUUGACAUUGUCUGUAAAUACAUGUAACCUGUGUGAAACUAGCUACUUUUAAAUUAUAACGCAGUUCCAUUGUUGCACACACCACUGAACGUGUUUAUUUCUUUGUCAGGUUGCAGGUGUGUUCAGUCUGUAAAUAAAACUAAUAUGCCAUCCAA